This is a messenger RNA of Diospyros lotus (date-plum), 1886 nucleotides long. Its product is annotated as vacuolar-processing enzyme. NCBI's taxonomy places the organism in Eukaryota, Viridiplantae, Streptophyta, Magnoliopsida, Ericales, Ebenaceae. The record is from RefSeq and is a predicted model, not a curated record. The coding region runs from base 103 to 1572 and encodes 489 amino acids. The transcript has 9 exons. Gene Ontology annotation, molecular function: cysteine-type endopeptidase activity. Gene Ontology annotation, biological process: vacuolar protein processing.
GUCGGUGAAUUUAUGCAGGUAAACCAUUCGCCAAUCACAAUAAAUAACCCUCCCUAAAUCUCCGAUUCUUCCGCCCGCCCUGCUCUCUCGCCGGAAACCGCCAUGGCCGCAUUCCACCUCCUCCUCCUCCUUCUCCUGGCCUCGGCCGCCGUCGAUGGCCGCGAGUUAUCCUCCGACACGAUCAGAUUGCCGUCGGAAGCAAACAGGUUCUUCCGCCUCGGCGGUGGAAAUGAAGAGGACGACGGCUCUGUCGGCACCAGAUGGGCGGUGCUGAUUGCCGGAUCGAGUGGAUACUGGAAUUACAGGCACCAGGCUGAUGUUUGUCAUGCCUAUCAACUCCUAAAGAAAGGAGGGCUUAAAGAUGAAAACAUCAUUGUCUUCAUGUAUGAUGACAUUGCUUUCAAUUUAGAAAACCCUAGGCCUGGAAUCAUCAUUAACAGCCCACAAGGUGAUGAUGUAUAUGGCGGAGUGCCAAAGGAUUAUACCGGAGAAGAUGUCACUGUCAACAACUUUUUUGCCGCUAUUCUUGGAAACAGAACUGCACUUACAGGGGGCAGUGGGAAGGUCAUUGAUAGCGGUCCUAAUGACCAUAUUUUCAUAUAUUACACUGACCAUGGAGGUCCUGGCGUUCUUGGGAUGCCUACCAGUCCUUAUAUUUAUGCGGCUGAUCUAAUAGAUGUCUUGAAAAAAAAGCAUGCUGCUGGAACCUAUAAAAGCUUGGUAUUUUACCUCGAAGCUUGUGAGUCUGGGAGUAUCUUUGAAGGUCUGCUUCCAGAAGGUUUAAACAUAUAUGCAACCACUGCAUCUAAUGCAGAAGAGAGUAGCUGGGGAACCUACUGCCCUGGAGAGUAUCCUAGCCCCCCUAAAGAAUAUGAUACAUGUUUGGGUGACUUGUAUAGUGUUGCCUGGAUGGAAGACUGUGACAUGCACAACCUACGGACAGAAACUUUACGGCAGCAGUAUGAACUGGUUAAAAAGAGAACUUCAAACGGCAAUUCUGCUUAUGGUUCCCACGUCAUGCAAUAUGGUGAUUUACCCCUUAGCAAGGACCACAUUUUCCUGUACAUGGGAACGAAUCCUGCAAAUGAUAAUUUCACUUUUGUUAAUGACAACUUCCUCCUGCAGCCACCUUCAAAAGCUGUUAACCAGCGUGAUGCUGAUCUUUUGCAUUUCUGGCACAAGUUCCGUAAGGCUCCUGAAGGCUCUCCCAAGAAAGUUGAAGCUCAGAAGCAGUUUGUUGAGGCUCUCUCACAUAGAAUGCACAUAGACAAUAGCAUGACGAUGAUUGGAAAGCUUUUGUUUGGAAUUGAAAAGGGUCCAGAGGUUCUGAAGACUGUCAGGCCUGCAGGACAACCGCUAGUUGAUGAUUGGGACUGCCUUAAAACUCUGGUAAGGACAUUCGAGACACAUUGUGGAUCACUAUCCCAAUACGGAAUGAAGCACAUGCGAUCCAUUGCGAACAUCUGCAAUGCUGGAAUCCGGAAAGAGCUGAUGGCCGAAGCUUCAGCACAAACUUGUGUCACCAUCCCAUCUGGUCAUUGGAGCUCUCUGCAGAGGGGCUUUAGUGCAUAAAUCAAAGCUGGAUGCUCAAUCACAAAGAACAGCCCUGCCGAUCCUCUUCUGUCCCGGCAUGGUCUUGUCUAUAUAGCUCUAUGCCAACACUCUAAUCUCUGCUUGUUUCUACAAUUGCUUCAAUGUAAAUCCAUCUUAGAAGCAUUACUCAACCACCUGUAAGUAAUAUUAAAAAUGCUUGAUAUGAGGGGUCACAAAUCUGCUCCAGUGAAUUCUUUAUUGCGUGGAGUGGCUAUAUAGGCCGUAGUUUCAAAGUUGCCUAUGUUGACAAAUAUAGAAGCACAGUGAGCAGAAUUUAAGAUAAGCUUUCUGUA